AUGUCUUCUACCUUUGUACAACAGGUGGCCUCGCUUGGCCAGGAAAUUGUUCCCUACUUUACAAAAUGGUACACAGUACUCAUUCUCUUGGUUGUAACAUACAUUGCUGCAUUCAACAUCAAAGACGCAUACAUGACAUGGAAGUUGGGUUGCAAAAACCCAUUAUACUACAAACCAGCAGGUUACACUGGUGUCUAUUCACUAUACGAAAUAAUCCAACGUAAGAACAAGGGCGAGUUGGCUGAGUUUGCCCAGGAGGCAUUUGACGAAUACACUACAAACACCGUUUACGUCAAGAUUGGUGGCUUGAUGAAGAUUAUGUUCACCGUUGACCCCGAAAACAUCAAGGCAGUAUUGGCCACUCAGUUUAAUGACUUUAGCUUGGGUAUCAGACACGCCCACUUUGCACCAUUAUUGGGUGACGGUAUAUUCACCUUGGACGGCGAUGGAUGGAAGGACUCGCGUGCCAUGCUCAGACCACAGUUUGCUAGAGAACAGAUUGCCCACGUUAAGGCCUUGGAACCACACGUUUUAAUGUUGGCCAAACAGAUUGCCAACACCAAAUAUGAAACAUUUGACUUGCAAGAAUUAUUCUUUAGAUUUACCGUUGACACUUCGACAGAAUUUUUGUUUGGUGAAUCUGUCCACACAUUGUAUGACGACAAAAUUGGCGUUGCACCACCCAAUGAUAUCCCUGGCAGAGAAGCCUUUGCCGAUGCAUUCAACUUUUCACAACACUAUUUGGCAACCAGAACAUAUUCACAAGUUUUCCAUUGGUUAUUCAACAGCAAGGAGUUUAGAGAAAAUAACGCCAAGGUGCACCACUUGGCACAAUACUUUGUCAAGAAGGCGUUGAAUUUUACACCUGAAGAAUUGGAGGAGAAAUCGCAGGAUGGAUACACAUUUCUUUACGAGUUGGUUAAGCAAACUAGAAACCCAAAGACAUUGCAGGAUCAAUUGUUGAAUAUUAUGGUUGCUGGAAGAGAUACUACUGCUGGCCUCUUGUCCUUUUGUAUGUUUGAGCUUGCACGCAACCCAGAGAUUUGGCAAAGACUCCGUACUGAAGUGUUGGACAACUUUGGCGAUGGGUCAACAAAGGAGCAGAUUGACUCGAUUACAUUUGAGAAUUUGAAAAAGUGUGAGUUUUUAAAGUCUGUGCUCAAUGAGACCUUGAGACUUUAUCCUUCUGUGCCCAUCAACUUCCGUACUGCCACUAGGGAUACCACCUUGCCACAUGGUGGUGGUUCUGAUGGGUCCAAGCCAAUCUUUGUGCCCAAGGGUUCAACUGUUGCUUAUGCAAUUUACAAGACACAUAGGUUGGAAGAAUACUAUGGUAAGGAUUCGCAAGAGUUUAAGCCAGAUAGAUGGACUGAUAUGAAGCGUCUUGGAUGGGCCUACUUGCCAUUUAAUGGUGGACCAAGAAUCUGUUUGGGACAGCAGUUUGCAUUGACGGAGGCUAGUUAUGUGUUGGCAAGAUUGGCGCAAUUGUUUCCAACCUUGCAGAGUAGAGACGAGACGUAUCCACCUAAAAAGUGUAUUCAUUUGACAAUGAACCACGCAGAAGGUGUAUUUGUAGGAAUGAAGUAA
Messenger RNA from Lodderomyces elongisporus, 1587 nucleotides. RefSeq lists its product as uncharacterized. Lineage: Eukaryota; Fungi; Ascomycota; Pichiomycetes; Serinales; Debaryomycetaceae. The transcript has a single exon. Gene Ontology annotation, molecular function: heme binding; iron ion binding; oxidoreductase activity, acting on paired donors, with incorporation or reduction of molecular oxygen, reduced flavin or flavoprotein as one donor, and incorporation of one atom of oxygen. The coding region runs from base 1 to 1587 and encodes 528 amino acids. The record is from RefSeq and is a predicted model, not a curated record.